This is a messenger RNA of Mycena citricolor, 2349 nucleotides long. The record is from the annotation of a GenBank genome assembly. NCBI's taxonomy places the organism in Eukaryota, Fungi, Basidiomycota, Agaricomycetes, Agaricales, Mycenaceae.
AGAGGAGCAGGGCCCCCGACAUCUUAUUUUCUCCCUACCAGCCCCAACUAUACCCAGGAAAGCCGCGUUGAUUUUGGGUCAUUCAACAAGGGUUCGCAACGUGCCCAUGACACGUUUUGCUGCAUUCCCGCUUCACGAUCCGAUCACACACGCUGCCGGAUCAUGCUCCGCGCGAUGCCUGACUUUGCCGGUGACCACUACACUUCUUCGCGAGCACAGCGCCCAUGCGGCGGUCCAAAAAAUGAAUCAGACGCCGGGCAUCGCACCCUCGCCCAUUCACCUAGAGCUGUGCCGAUUCGAGCUCGAGAUCUGCUCAUCCUUAGCGGGACGGUGACCGCUUCGUGUGAAAUUACGACGAAGGUCGGGGUCAUGUGGGGUGUGUGUGUGGGGGUAGAGUGUGUGGGGUUGAUAGCGAUUGCGAUAUCCGCAACAUCGGACCGGAUAGGGAUGGGGGUGUAGGUUGAAUGCUGGCUGUCAAGUGCGAGGCGUCGGGCAGAGGGCCUCGGAGGACGUGCGAAGUCAGUUCUUGCAUGCCAUUAUCCUGUCGCCGGUCAGCAUUUCCGCCGGCUCGCGCCCCUCAUCCCCCGGGUUCAUUUGCAAAAAAGCACGAAGCCUGGCUGUGACGGGACCGACUGACAUGGGAGAUUGAUUUGGCCAGCUUCUUCUCUUUCUCCUCUCUUCUCUCAGCUGGUCUCCGGGCUGCCGUAAUGUCGGUCCGGUGCCCAUAAUAUGCCGCAUUUAAGCAAUGCACGAGGUGUUAGGUCGGAAGAACACUCCAGCGUUCCCACUCCCACUCUCCGUCGUCUUUUCUCUUCUCUUGCGCUCUCCAACUCUUGCCACGAUGAUGACUCCGACGUCCGAGAAUGAAAAACCUGCCCCGACGAAGGCGAGGCGGUUCCAGGCGCACUCGCUCAAGGUCGGGAACCGACUCACGAAUGCGUCGAAUUUGACGCUCAGGGAGACGCUUUGGCCGCUCUUCCUGGUUACGAUUCUGUACUUCCUCUGGGGAUUCGCGUACGGCCUGCUCGACACCCUCAACAAGCACUUCCAGAACACCCUCAACAUCACCCGCACGCGCUCAUCAGGUCUCCAAGCGGCCUACUUCGGUGCCUACCCGCUCGCGUCGCUGGGCUACGGCAACUGGGUCCUGCGCAACUACGGCUACCGUGCCGUCUUCAUCCUCGGACUGGUGCUCGAGGGUAUCGGUGCGCUCCUGAUGUGGCCCGCGGCGCUCAAGCGCAGUUUCGGUGGAUUUUGUGGAGCGACGUUUAUCAUUGGGAGUGGGCUCGGGUGUCUGGAGACUGCGGCAAACCCGUACAUGGCUGUGACUGGACCACCUAAAUACGCCGAAAUCCGAAUCAACAUCGCCCAGGCCGUACAGGCCAUCGGAACAGUCAUCGGCCCCGUGCUGGGAUCAUAUGUAUUCUUCAAGCAGACGGGUGAUUCGGUCAACUCGCUCAAGACGGUGCAGUGGGUGUACCUCGCGAUUGCGAUCUUCGUGUUCUUCCUCGCGGUCGUGUUCUUCUUCUCGGUUAUUCCCGAAGUCACAGACACGGACAUGGCGGAACAAGCGGGGAGAACCCACGCAGGCGAAGACGCGGGCGAUAAACCAUUCCGGAAGCAGUACAAGGUAUUCUUCGCUGGAUUCGCUCAAUUCUGCUACACUGGCGCGCAAGUCGCCAUCGCGUCCUACUUCAUCAACUACAUCACGGAAACACGCGCCAACACGACCAACCAGCUCGCCGCCUCCUUCCUCGCUGGUGCACAGGGCUGCUUCGCGGCGGGCCGGUUCUCCGGUUCGGCUCUUAUGACGCGCAUCAAGCCGCGCAAGGUGUUCCUCGCGUACAUCUCGCUCGUGAUUGCGUUUGCGGCGGCGUCGGUGGCGCAGACGGGGAACAAGGGCCUCGCGAUGCUGAUGCUGUGUCUAUUCUUCGAGAGCGUUUGUUUCCCGACCAUCGUAGCGCUGGGAAUUCGGGGUCUCGGACGACACACGAAGCGCGGGAGUGGAUGGAUCAUUGCUGGGGUUGUCGGCGGCGCGUGUGUGCCCCCGCUCACAGCAAAGGUUGCUGACCUGCACAACUCCACUGCGAUUGGAUUCGUGGUUCCUGUCGCUUUCCACGUCGUGGCAUGGGUCUACGCGCUCUGCUGCAACUUCGUUCCAAUGUUCCGCGACCCCAUGGAUAAGGUUGGGAACGAGCACAGCGUUGAGGUCAUCGCUGCGGCAGAGGGUCAAGAGGAUCUACGGGAGGACUCGAUUGAGGAGAAGGUUUGAAAAUUUGGCCUAUGUAAUAUCACGGAGAUGUAAUUUUAUGCAUACGAACGUAAAUGAUUCACGACUUACGAUUUGAC